AUGGAGUUAAGAGGUUUUUUCGCAGUGAGUAUAUCAAAAAAGGGCCAAUUUGUUUAGCCGCAUGCUACUUCAGUUCUAAGUUGGGAUUUCAUAAUUCUGGGGACCGAGUUUUGUGAAAUGAGUUUUACGGACGGGGCCUGCAGGCAGUGCUUUAUUCAUAGCUUAGAUUUCCACUAUCGCGUAAUUUUUCCGUGCGAAUGCACGUAAAAUUUAUAUUUACAUGCGUGAAUGAGAUAGAGGCAAUGUAUGAAAGGCUGCACGUAAGCGUAAAAGUUGAACCUCGCUCAACUUUCACGCUUACGGCGCGUGCACGUCCGUACAUUGCCUCUAUUUUAUUUACGCGCACAAAAUUACGCGACGGUGGAAAUCAACCUUUCGGGAACGGAGGUCGUCGCUUUGAAGAAUCGAACCACUUUUUGCGGUAGAAUUUAUUGCUUGCAAUUUCUAAGUUACGUAUACGUGUAAUUUUGUUUUGACGCUCCAUAAGUUCUUCGUUGAGCGUCGUAGUACUUACAGCGAGCAACAAUGCAUCAAGUGGUCACCGGCUUACAGGAGCUUAAAUAUAAUGGGAAACAAUAAAAAUAUCUAACCAAAAAGUGGUCAAACUCGCUUACGAGAGGUUCUUACUGAUUGAGGAUUGACUGAGAUAAAAAGGUUUUCUAGGCAGGUGGUUGCUUCUUAUGGGAGGCGGUCGAUUACGAGGUCUUACGAAAGGUGGUCGAACAUGGAGGUCUGACUGUAUUUUGAGUUUGAGGGUAAACUAUUUUCGAAUUUUGCUCGAUUUUUGUUUCAACUUAUCUUGUCUCCUUUCUUUGUUCCUAGACUGUUUUCGCCUUUUUGUUUACUGGGGAUGUAUACUCUAGCCAGCCACGGAGGUUUUGGAGGUUUGAUUAUGCCGGUUUGGGGUGCACUAAUGAGUUAGACCGUUAUAUGAGAAUUAACAUGGGCAAAUGUGAAAAUAAAAACUCGCAAAUGGAAUGCUCAGCGAUGGCGAAUGGCGACACGACAAUAAAUCCAAGGACACGUAAGUUAAAAUUCAUAUUUUAGUACUAACGGACGAUCGUGCCGAAAAGAGACGGAUUCAAGAACAGACAAGUUGGCGAGUUUCAUGAUGUGAUUCGACUGCCGUCAGUCACUUUGCAUCUCAAAAUCAUUUUAAGAUUGAAAAGAUUUCUACAAGCCGAAAAUUUAGCCGUAUUUUAUUACGAAAGACAAUCGCGCGACUGCGGGGACCAUGUGGUCUGGCUAAAAAAGUCUAUAUGUUAUUGGCGAUACAACAUGAUUUUCGAUACACCCAGCCGCACCCUCGGAAAAAUCUUUUUCACUCCUCCUAGAAAUUAUUAAUUUUGCAAUGUUAUUCUUCUUUUUACCUAAUUUUGAUUAAUUGAAAAUUUGUCUCCUAUUAUCCCCUUUGGCUCUCUCUGGUUUGAUCAGGAAUGUGUCACCACUUGCCAGAAAAAUAAAAUGUGAGAUUUUCUAAAAGGCACUGGUGCAAUGUCAUCAGUAAAGCUCAUAUAUAGGUGUUAUGUUUCUGCAGAUUUUACCUUAGAGAAACCUAAAAAGAAUAAGCCCAGUAAGAUGAGAUGUAUCUCUUUCAACAACACCUAUUCACUUAUGGUACAAGGAAACAAUGUCAGCUUCGUGGUGAGUGAGUAUAAGGCUUACAACUGUGAAACAAUCAUCCUUUUUAAAAAUGGGCCUUCCGAGUAUCCUUUACUGCAAUAGAUUUGAUAAAUUAGUUCCCGAUAACUCAAACCUUUAAGGGGAAUCUAGAGGAAUGCAAGUAUAAACCACACUCCACUUCAAGGGCAACAAGAAAAAUAUUUUUUUUUUUGGAAAGAAAAAAAGCUUGAUUAAUCAGUACAGGGAUAAACAUUAUAUUUAAAUUGGACUAAAUAAAAAGUAAAGAUAAAAAAUACACGGUUGUUUUGAAACAAAUUCAACGUUUUGAAAUGCAGUUAAACUUUUUUUUUUUUUCGCCUAGUGUCACGCGCUUAAAACUCCGGUUGGAGUUAUCGAGGGUAAAAUAAUUGUAUAGAAUGAUCAGAAGGGUAACAAAAAUUACUUCGAGGUAGCGGGAGGUUCGAGUUACCAGGAGUCGACUGUAUUCUUGAAUUACUUUUUGUAAUUUUCUGGCUUAUUGUAAGAGUCUAUCGUAAAUAAAUAAAUGAACAAAUAAAUAAAGAAAGAAUAAUAAUAAUAAUUAAUUUUUUAUCUGUUGCUUUCACAGAAUGUUUCCUGUGAAAAAGGACGCGCAAACGUUUGGUUUAAAUUUAUUAAGUUGAAAAAACAGUCAGGGGAAAAAAAUAUAUAUUAUGGGUUUUUUAUACGAAAUAGUACGAUGUGUCUUACUAGCAGUUGUGAUGGAACCUUGUCUGUAGUGAAAGUUAACUCAACAGCUGACCGAAAAUGCUUCUUUAGACAAUAUCAUUUCUGGAAAAGAUGGUGA
Molecule: messenger RNA, 2449 nt
Organism: Porites lobata
Lineage: Eukaryota; Metazoa; Cnidaria; Anthozoa; Scleractinia; Poritidae
Source: the annotation of a GenBank genome assembly